AUGCAGAAGAGUCAGUUUGUGGUCCCAAAGCACAACCUGAGAUGCUUCUUCUCUAGGGUAGGUCUCCUCUUCAAACUAGGGCUGCUUUCCUGGUGUGCCAGAAAACCACUGGGUUGAUCACAGCUCUUUCUGGGCACAACAUGUGAGGGAAAUUUCAACCAGGUGGUAGCUAAGAAGUGUUAAAGAGGACAAAAAAAAGAAAAGAAACCAAGUGAAGAUCUUGGACUUUUAGAUGGUUCCUGGCAGGAAAGGUUGGUUGAUAUUGUGACACUGCUCUGGAGGCUGAGCUAUAAAGAACAGCUCAAGGUGAAAUUUGAAGCUCAGAAGAAAAUUUUACAAAGACUAGAGUCUUAUCUGAAAACAGUUAAUGCAGUCAGUGUGACAAUAGCUGCACCCAAAUCCCAGGAGCUCUGUUGUCUUCUCUAUUGUGUUAUACCUUCUCCUGUCAUCAGUGGUUACAGAAAUAAGUCCACCUUCUUUGCUACAGUAUUUGGCAAUCCAAAUACUGUGGGGUACUAUCUGGAAGCUUGGAUAGACAGGAACAUCAUUUAUGUACAGCCUAACCAUCUGAAAAAUAUCUCCGAGAAACACAAUCAAGUGGCUCAAUACUAUAACGUAUUCAUUCAACAAUUCCCAGGGGUCCCCUGCCUUCUAUUUCCCAGUGGUUCCUGGAGUGAGCUCACAGCCUGCUCCAAUAGCAAAGGGCACAAAAUGGCCAUCAUCCCUUUCCAUCCCCAGGACUUAGAUGAGGAAAUGGAGGCACAGAAGGGGACUAUAAAGGAGUUUUCUACCAAAGGGCCAGGAGAUGUCUGUGACUUGGCCUCACUUUACUUCCAGGAAAGCACCAUGAUCUGUUGCAGCCAUCAGCAGUCCUCCUACCAGCUCCUAUUUGGGGCACCCCACAUCUUUGACGAUCUCCUGGGCUUGAAGAUCCAUCUUUCCAGGUGCUUUUUUCUCCAGAUUAACACUGCUGGUGCAGAAAUGCUAUAUCGGACUGUGGAGGAGCUGAGUGGAGUGAACUCUGACACCAUCCUCCUUGACAUCUGCUGUGCAACUGGUGUGAUUGGCCGCUCUCUGGCUCAGCGUACAUCCCAGGUCCUCAGGAUUGAAUUAGAGCAGGCAGUAGAGGAUGCCGAGUGGACACAGCCUUCGAUGUUAUGUCGUAUGGUCGCCUCUUCUGCAGGCCUCACCAACUGUGAAUUUUACACUGGCCGAGCACAGAAGAUUUUGCCAUAGCUACUAAAAUCAAAGGAAGAUGGGAGGUUAACUGUUGCUGUGGUGAACCCAGCUCACGCUGGACUGCAUUACCUGGUGAUUCAAGCCAUUUGAAACUGUAGUGCCAUCUGCACACUAGUUUUUGUUUUCUGUAAACCCCAUGGUGAAACCACAAGGAACAUCAUUGAGUGA
This is a messenger RNA of Choloepus didactylus (southern two-toed sloth), 1407 nucleotides long. It is a transcript of the gene TRMT2B, whose product is annotated as tRNA methyltransferase 2 homolog B. Lineage: Eukaryota; Metazoa; Chordata; Mammalia; Pilosa; Megalonychidae. The record is from RefSeq and is a predicted model, not a curated record. Gene Ontology annotation, biological process: RNA processing. Gene Ontology annotation, molecular function: RNA methyltransferase activity.